GUUAUUUUAUGUGAAAAUUAUUAUUUAAAAUAUUAUAUUUUCUUCAUUUAAGUCUAAUAAUUGUUUUAAGUUAGAUUUAUAUUUGACAAUGUCUUUUCUCACUGGUUUACAACUACCAAAAGGACAGCUGACAUUCGUGGAAAGGUGGCCUUUGAUAAAUCCGAAUGAAGUAGCGUUCGUUUUGGCAACAUACCUCCUUUUUGUUUUGAAGAUUGGCCCAAUAAUAAUGGAGAGCCGAACAGCGUUCCGAAUAAAAGGAUUUCUCAUUUUUUACAAUGUGUUGAAGGUUAUUAAUUCAAGCAUUUUAGCUUAUAAGUUUCUUUCAUACGUCCUUAAGAAUGGCUUAUUUCCAAGGAAAUGUGAACACGACAACCUAACGCUAUAUAUAAUUGCAUCGUUAUACUGGAAAUACAUGGUCACGAAAUUUCUAGACUUGUUCGACACUGUAUUCUUUAUAAUCCGAAAAAAAUAUAACCAGGUUACCUUCCUCCAUAUGUAUCACCAUGUAUUCAUGGUUGUCAUCACGUGGUCAUGCUUAAAAUAUGACCCAUCAGAUCACUGGGCCUUUAUGGCGACCAUCAACUGUUUUGUUCACACCAUUAUGUACACAUAUUAUGGUAUAGCCGCUUUAGGACCUAGUUAUGCUAAGUAUAUCUGGUGGAAGAAAUAUUUAACAUUGCUGCAAUUGGUACAGUUUAUACUAGUGAUAGCACAUCUAUUAGUGCAAACCUAUACAUCAAAAUGUCCAAUGCUCGGCAUUACUUACUGGAUAGGCUUAGCUAACCUGUUUCUUUUUAUUCUUCUUUUCACCGACUUUUACAAUAAAAGGUAUAGAGCUCGUUGUAACAAAAAACUUAUUGAAUUCAUUUGCAGUAAACAAGUUAAUUAA
This is a messenger RNA of Achroia grisella, 889 nucleotides long. Its product is annotated as elongation of very long chain fatty acids protein 4-like. Bases 89 to 889 code for a protein of 266 amino acids. Gene Ontology annotation, biological process: sphingolipid biosynthetic process; fatty acid elongation, polyunsaturated fatty acid; fatty acid elongation, saturated fatty acid. Gene Ontology annotation, cellular component: endoplasmic reticulum membrane. NCBI's taxonomy places the organism in Eukaryota, Metazoa, Arthropoda, Insecta, Lepidoptera, Pyralidae. The record is from RefSeq and is a predicted model, not a curated record. The transcript is spliced from 5 exons. Gene Ontology annotation, molecular function: fatty acid elongase activity.